CGAACAUACAUUUCCGUAUAAUGUCGAUUGGUUUCGGCAUCAGUUGAUACAAUCCUAUGGAUACAACAGCCAGGAAAUGAGUCGUGCUGUAGUGACAAAGGUCUGGGAGGAGAUCCGACUGAACAACAUCUGCUGACUCAUCGGGUGCAUUCCCAGACGUUGUCGGGAGUGCAAACAGAUCUAGACUGUCAACGGGUCAAGUCACAAUGGAAAGAAAGAAGAUGUGAGGAUGGAAUUUGCAUCUCAGAUAUAAGGAGAGACUGGUGAUGCAGAAUGCAGGAUUUCAGGCAGACGUACCUGAGCCUGUGUAAGGAGGGAGGUGUGAAGCCCCAGGAGAGUGUUGUAGCUCAAAUCCAGGAGAGCAGGGCUGCUCACAGCUCCAGAUUGGACCUGAGUGGACAAUGCCUGUCUUUGGAUACGUGCUCUGUGCUGGCCAGGGCCUUCCAAAAUGAAAUCACCUUGACAGAUGUGUCGCUAAGUGAUUGCAUGCUCAGUGAGGAAGGUGCAAAAGUACUCUUGACUGGACUGUGUGGCAACACAACUUUGAAAAUCCUGGAUUUGAAGGGAAAUAACCUGAAAUCAGCAGGGGUGGAGUUGUUGGGAACGUUAUUGGCAUGCAACAAGACCCUGCGCAGGCUUGUGUUGGAGUGGAAUGCGUUGGGGGUGUGGGAUGAGGCCUUCUUAUCCUUUUGUCAGGGUUUGGCCUCCAACAGCAUGCUGACGCAGCUGGACCUGCGCAACAAUCAGAUCAACCACCACGGAGCAUCUGAGCUUGCUCUGGCUCUCAAACACAACACCACACUGGAAGUCUUAGACCUGAGAUGGAACAACAUUGGUCUGCUGGGUGGCAGAAUAUUGCUAGAGGCUUUGCAGAAAAACAAGAGGAUCGUUCAGCUGGAGGUGGCAGGGAACAAUAUUCCCAGUGACACACUCAAAGCACUCGAGCGGACGACUGGGCACAACUCAGACAGAAAGUCCACCCUGAGAGAGAACCACAUGAAGACCCAGGUCCUCAGCAAAGAGAUCCAGAAACUGAAAGACAAGAAGAGCCAUCAGGUCCUGAGUCUAAUGGAAACUAUAGACAGCCAGCGGGAGGAGAUAAGAUGUUCUAAAAGAUCUACUUCCAUUCAGAUAGGCCAACUCCAGGAAGCUCUGAAUGAGUGGAAGUCAGCUGUCAACUCUAUCACUGCCAAACUGCAGAUGACAGAGGAGGCCCUCACUCUCUCGGAGCAGAAAAAUGUCAACAUGGUAGAACUGCUGACUCAAGUGAAGGUUGAGAAAGAAGAACAGAUGGAGAGACAGAGUAGAGAGAGAAAGAAAGAGCAAGAGGACUGUGUAUCGAGAGAGGGAAAACUAUUUAGAGAAAUCCAAAACCUCUCAGAAACCAACAGCCAACUCAGGAAUAAAGCUGAGGAAAUGGAGAGAUGGUGUAAGUCACAACAACACCAGAUUUUUGAGCUUAAGCAGGAACUGACCAACAGUACAGCUGAGCUCAAUCUACGACUAGCCCAGGCGGAAGAUCAUCUGGAAACAGAGAAACGAAGGUCCAAGCAAGCCCUGAGGGACAUGGACUGUCUCCGACAGAAAGAGGUGGAGCACGUGAAUUGUAAUCUAGAGGAGAGUGAGAGAGCUCUGCAAGAACACAUCUUCAAACUGGAGGGACAACGGAUACAAUUAAAAGAGGAGCUGAGUAAAUUUAAAGCAGGGUGUGUGACAGAGAGGGCCCAGGCAAAGGAGCAGUUGGAAAGAAUGCGAGCUCAAGCGCGUUUGGAAGAGCAGGAGCAUGUGUCAUCUUUAAAGGAAAAGCUUCGUUCGGUGCAUUCCUCCCUACAGGAGGUCCAGCUCCACUGCUCCCAGCAGAAGCAAACAAUCUCUGAGAUUAAGGCCAAGACCAACCAUCAGAGCAUCGAGGUGGACGGACUUCGGCGCAGGAUAGGGGAGCUCCAGCAGGAGCUUUUAGGUAAGGACCAGGAGAAGGUUGCUGAGGUGAGCCAGGUCAGGUUGGAGCUGCAGGAGCAAAUUGGACAUUUACAGGCAGAGAGGACAUUACAGAGAGGACUCAAAGAGAAAAUCUGUGCUCUGGAGAGAGAGAAUAAAGUUUUAAGAAGUAACCACAGAGAGGUGCUCCUUGACAAAGAGAGUGAGAUGUCUUCCAUGUUGGAAAAGCUGCGGUUGAAGGAGGCAGAUAUCCGGAGGAUGAGGGAGGACGAGUCAAACAGAGCCAGCUACCUGCAGAGUGCCUUCCUCACCUACGUUCAGGGCUCGCCCCUGGGACACUGCAGCAACCCCAAGAAAUGACAACAGUACUCAACACCUCAACUAUUUCCUCUAAGCCCUCACUGAGAUCCUGCUCAGGUCUAGGGGAGUUCGCUAAAUAAAAAAUCACAAUUUCCAGAAUUUGCAAAGUUUUAACAGUGGUGAUUUGUGUUAUGAUCAGGUUUCCACUAGGCCGGGCGUAACACUGAGUGAGAGGCUCCUCAGUUUCUGCUGACUUCUCCACCUUGCCUAGUAUAAAGUCCGUUAGAAAGGAGAUCUCCUGCUGUGUUCACAGCAGAGUUGGGCAAGUUACUGAAAAUUAGUACUUAGUUACAGUUACUAGUUACUUCUUUUAAAAGUAAUUGAAUUACUUCACCAGUUACUGUAUAUCAAAAGUAAUUAGUUACUAGGCAAAGUAACUUUUAAGUUACUUCUUUUAUUUUAUUGUGAAAAUGUUUUAUUGUGAAAUUGUUACAUGAUUUUAUUUUGAAACGGUUCCGGUAGAGUCGCGGACAUUCUGUGAUGACUACAACGGCGCUACGGAAAAGGUUUAUGUUUUUAGCAACCCUCCGAAGAAGCACAAUGUCUUACGGUGUCCACGGUUGUUUUAAGGUGUUUCUAAGUUGUUCAAAGUUGUAUUAAGGUGUACGGUGUUACAAGGACGGCUCAAAUAAACGACCAGAACAUCAGUUUAAA
Pleuronectes platessa (European plaice) is the source of this 2952-nucleotide messenger RNA. RefSeq names its product leucine rich repeat containing 45 (gene lrrc45). Gene Ontology annotation, cellular component: centrosome. Bases 274 to 2298 code for a protein of 674 amino acids. Gene Ontology annotation, molecular function: protein binding. NCBI's taxonomy places the organism in Eukaryota, Metazoa, Chordata, Actinopteri, Pleuronectiformes, Pleuronectidae. The record is from RefSeq and is a predicted model, not a curated record. The transcript has 19 exons.